Messenger RNA from Sinocyclocheilus rhinocerous, 337 nucleotides. RefSeq names its product glutathione S-transferase P-like. NCBI's taxonomy places the organism in Eukaryota, Metazoa, Chordata, Actinopteri, Cypriniformes, Cyprinidae. The coding region runs from base 72 to 320 and encodes 82 amino acids. Gene Ontology annotation, biological process: glutathione metabolic process. Gene Ontology annotation, molecular function: glutathione transferase activity. Gene Ontology annotation, cellular component: cytosol. The record is from RefSeq and is a predicted model, not a curated record. The transcript has 4 exons.
AUCUUCUGUGUUCUGCACUUCAGGAGCAGCUCACGCACGGUCUGAAACAGCCUUCACUACCCACUUUAUUAAUGGCUCCCUACACACUCACGUACUUUCCAGUCAAAGGCAGAUGUGGUGCCUUGAAGAUGAUGCUGGCGGACAAUGGGCAGCAGCUGAAGGAGAAUGUGGUGUCCAUAGAGGAGUGGAUGAAGGGUGAUCUGAAAGGCAGCUGUCUCUUUGGACAGUUGCCUAAAUUUGAAGAUGGUGACCUGGUCCUGUAUCAGUCCAAUGCCAUGUUAAGGCAUUUGGGUCGCAAACAUGGUAACGAUCACUGUUAAUGCAUUAUAAUAAAAUC